Molecule: messenger RNA, 3158 nt
Organism: Amoebophrya sp. A25
Lineage: Eukaryota; Dinophyceae; Syndiniales; Amoebophryaceae
Source: the annotation of a GenBank genome assembly
ACAGUAAACAAGCGCUGGAAGUAGACAAAAACUUAUUAGACGAGAACUUCUAACGAAACAAUUUGAUUACUCAACUGGCUAGUAAUCGAGUUUGCUAUUUUAAAUUCGAUUCUCUAGUGCGAUUUCUUUAUCGAGAAAAAACGACCUCGUCUCCUCAUAGCACCUUAUUUGAGACUGUGUCUCUACUGUCUUCUCCUUCUGUGAUUAUGCAUAUUAUCAUGUUGUACAUCCGUCUAGCAGUGCUCUACUUUAUUUUAGGCAUAUUUGUUCUAAUUACGACUGCAGCAUUGGGAGAUCCAGCCGCUGCCCAGAAACCUGUAACUGCAGCGAAGGAAGAUGAGCGGCCUGAUGAAGGGAACAAGCAACACGAGUUGUCUGCAGCGUCUCUAGAAGAAGGAUCUUUUGAGCAGGCGUCUCUGAUGCAGACUACACGUACCUCCAAGAUGAUGAAAAAUCGUGCUGCCAGGGAGGUCGUGGUGGACGAGCAACAAGCAGAACAGCCCGUUGCACGUCCUGAAAAUGAUGCAGCCACUCCUUCGGAACAGCCCGUUGCACCACGUCCUGAAACUGAUGCAGCCACUCCUUCUCCUCCGCAACCACAGAGUGACGCAGCCGCUCCUUCUCCUCCGCAACCACAGAAAACCGUGGUACCGGACGAUGCCCCGUUGCCCGCAGCGGAAGAACCCAAUCAACCUCCUAAUGCUGCAUCCGCAGAGAUAUCUACUCCUCUACCAGAGGACCCGCCUGAAGUCGCUGCUGCAGCUCUUGCUCCUCCGGAUGCUGAGAUAUCUACUCCUCUAGUACCAGAUAAGGAUGCGCCCGAAUCUCGUGCUGCUGCUGACGCCGCCGCACCAGCUGAGGCGCCUCCACCUGAGGCCGCCGCUCCGGAAGCCCAUUUACCUCACCCUGCCAUCCCCGAGGAGACCGCAGCGAACCAAGUGGUUGAACCUGAAGUAGAAACCGGAGUAGAAGGAUCAAAAAUCGAGCAAGGUGAGGCAAUUUGGACGACAAUUUAUGGGUUGGAAAUUGACCUCUCUGUGAGCAAGCAUCUUUUUGGCUUCUGCAAGUUAGUAGCAAAGCCAUAGAUAUCAUGCGAGUGAGAUCGGUCAACUUUCAACCGCUAAACAAUAGUUGGGUUAGAAGAGCAAUGCCAAACUAGUGCCAAGCGAAGUCGUCUUGUUCUGCACCGUAACUGGGCUGCGGAAGUACUAGCACUGAAUGUCGAAAGAAUGCAACGAAAAGUGGGACUCAUCCUUAUGGCUAUUGUUUUCAACAUAAUACAGGAGAGGAAAGGAAGAUAUCCAAUAUAACGGGUUCUAGUUCGACCUCUACUGCAUCCUGAAAUUAUAAGAUAGAUAUUUUUAUUUUGUUCUGGCAACCGAGGAAGUGCUUUUGUUCAUCACUUACUUUCAUCAUGAUGCUGGUGGAGGCAUCUACUCCUUAUCGUUACAGGUGGGUAUGGAAUUUUUUCUCUGCCAUCUUCAUCUUGUCCUAGCAAAAAAUUCGAAAAUCGGUAACUACAACAUUAUAAUAUUAUCUUAAGCUCGUGAACUAUAAUAUUAUCUUAACAAGCUGAUGAACUACUACCUUCUUCGAACAAUAAAGACGCCUUGCAAAACGAGUUUGGUAUUGGCGAAGAUGCGACUUCGACUAUGGUUGGAAAGGUGAAUGGAGAAGACGUAACGCUUGCGGAGUUGACGGAAAAAGUCAGCAAUUUUGCUGCCACGCGCGCGAGCCAAAGUCAGGAUCUGAAGUUAUGCUCUUGUUCAUGUGAUGACGUCAAGUAUCAAUUUCCUUAAAGAAGCUCCCUAUAAGGAAGCUCCCUAUAAGGAAGCUCCCUAUAAGGAAGCUCCUUAAGAGAUUUCGGCCGGUUGCUAAUACUAUAAAUACUAAUAUAUAAGUAGCACUCAGCCUUAUUUUAUGAACUUCUUGAGCUUUUAGUUUUACUAUACUGUUGAGCUUUUAGUUUUACUCCAUAAUACUGACUUAUUUGAAAUGUCCUUGGUACUAUACCUUUUUAUUACUAGAAAUCUCCAGUUUUUUGGAGCUGCAGUAAGUUCACGUUAUUACAACUUACACUUGGGAGAUUUGCUGCAGUCCACGUUAUUACAACUUAUACUUAGUAGAUUUUCUUUUAGCAGUCAAAAGGAAAAGAAAAACUGCUUAAUAUGUAGUUGUAGCUUGAUAUUCCAGCCAAAAGAAAAACUCUCACCUGAACGGAUGCCUUCGUCAUAGGAGAAUAUCGACUCGCCAACUUGCCCAAAAAUGCUUCUAAUGAAGAACAGGGCAGACUAUUCUCAACAGAUAUGGCUGCCGCUGAUUCGAUUUUUUAGAACUAGGUAUAACAAUAACUACCGAAGCAUUAACUUUCGUAGUCGUGCUGAACUACAAGAACAGAGGCAAAGAACACAUGACAAGAAGACUCAUCCCUUGCGCCUCGAUUUAGAACUAGUUGACGAGGGCAGCUAUGGCCUAUUUGAAUUUGUAGGCUGCUUUAAGAAACGAGGACAUAACUAGUACUGACUGGUCUUCGCUAUCAUUCUACUGGUGAGGCAGUUUGUUCUACUUUUCCCUAUCGCAAGAGUCCUCUAGGCCUUCGGCUGCUAUGAUUUUUGGCUGCUCUAAUAAACGACGACCUAAAAGCGUUUGAUUCUAUUGUAGGUCCAGAAGGAAGCGCGAGCUCCGCGGUGGAGUACGAGGCUCUUAUCGACUCCAUGGUACUUACGGCUUUGACUUUGUUCUUAUUUUGCCAAAGUAUAAGCAGGUCAAACUGUGGACGGCGAGUCAACGCCUAACGACCUACCCUAAGCAUGCAAGAUGAGUAUAUAAUUGUAAGAAUCAAUAUAGUUUUGCUAAUGGUAGCGAGCUGGAGUCACGGCUUUCGCUUUGAUGUAGUUCUUUACUUUUAGAAAGAUACAAUAACUGACUCGUCCUCUAGUAGUACUGUACUACUCAACUGCGAUAGCACUAGCAACUGUAUUAAUGGCCUCCUGGUGUUCCUUUUAGAAUGGUACUAUUGUCAUUGUGUAAACAUGUACUAUCUGUUGAUGCACGACCUCGAGCACGAGCGCAUUUUUUUCGAUUUUCUUCCAGGGAUCUGCAGCUCUAAUCUACAGAGUGAUAAUGUGUGCCGCCAGCUACUAAAGGAUAAAAUUUAA